AUGCCUAAAAAACAGUGGUCUACCGUCGUAGCCAAUACGUCUACCAAAGACCGUGGUGAUAUUCGGCGAACGGGUGAUCCUACCUCCCAUCCCGAACUGGGCUAUCAAGGAGUGCAGACUUUGUAUGAAGCCUUUCGACGUGGACAAACCCUAAACCCGCUAGGGCCCUGUCUUGGGUUUAGGGCUGUCUCAAAAAGCAGUGGAAUGGCGACACCUUUUAUCUAUUCCUCCUAUACUGAAGUUCUCUCAAGAAUUGAUUGCUUUGCUGCUGGAUUGGAAACCUUGAAAUUGGUUCCUCCCACCGAUGACAAUCUGACCUUGGUGGGUUUGUACAUGCGCAAUUGCAUGGAAUGGUUCAUUGCCGAACACGCCAUUUUCUGUGUCGGUGGAGCUACUGUUCCAUUUUACGAUACAUUGGGUCCCGAGAGCGUUAGUUUCAUCUUGAAGCAGACCGGUACCAAGACGGUUGUUAGCACUAGAGAUGAAUUGGAACGCCUCUGCACGGUCAAGAAAUCUGGCGAGUGUCCCCACUUUGAGUACGUUGUCUUGGUGGACGGCGUGAUUCCCCAAGCCGAUGCCAUGGCCAGAGAGGCCGGGCUCCAGGUCAUGAGUUUUGCCAAGGUGGAAGCCAUUGGAGCGCAGACUAUUGCCACUACGGGCCACAAGCACAGUCCCCCCUCGGGCAAGGAUGUCUUUACUUUUUGCUACACCUCUGGGACUACCGGGAAUCCCAAGGGUGCUAUUUUGACGCAUGAGAAUAUUGUGUCGGCCAUGGCAGGGGCCAUGAAUGCGUCUCUUUCUCUUUCGAUAGCCGAUCGUCACUUGUCCUAUUUGCCAUUGGCACAUAUUUUUGAAAGAAUUAUCCAGUGCCAGGUGUACAUUAAUGGGGCCUCUAUUGCCUUCUAUAGAGGAGAUCCUCUCUUGCUCAUUGACGAUAUGCAAGCUUGCCGACCCACAGUGAUGCCAGCUGCUCCCCGAGUCUUGAACAAGAUUUAUGACAAGAUUCAAAUUGGCAUCAACGCAGCUGGAGGAUUGAAAAAGAAGCUCUUCGAUGCUGCAGUCGCCUCCAAGACACACAACUUGCUAGAGAGUGGAGAACUCAAACACCCAUUAUAUGAUGCCCUCAUUUUCAACAAGAUCAAAAAGGGAUUGGGAUUGGAUUGUCUCCGUCUCAUGGUUAGUGGAUCUGCUCCACUUUCCAAGACAGUCAUGAUUUUCUAUCGGAUCCUGCUUGGAAUUCCCGUCUUGGAGGGUUACGGUCAAACCGAAGGUGCUGCGUGCGCCACCAUUUGUGACCCCGAGGACAUGCAAAGUGCUGGACACGUUGGAGCCCCCAAUCCAGCCUGUGAGAUUGUUCUCGCCGAUGUUCCUGAAAUGGGAUAUUUGCAUACCGACACGAGCCACAAGGGCCAACCAUGUCAAGGACGCGGUGAGAUUUGGGUCCGAGGACCAGUCGUCUUUAAAGAAUACUACAAGGAACCCGAAAAGACUCGUGAGACGGUCGAUGAGGAAGGAUGGUUGCAUUCGGGAGACAUUGGUUUGUGGACGGUGGAGGGCCAGCUUCAGAUCAUUGAUCGCAAAAAGAACAUUUUCAAGCUAUCGCAAGGAGAAUACGUGGCUCCGGAAAAGAUUGAGAAUGUUGUGAUUCAAUCCUUAUUGGUUGCACAAGCGUUUGUCUAUGGGGAUUCGUUGCAAAGUGCUUUGGUGGCCAUUAUCGUGCCCGACGAAGAACCACUUCGCAGUCUCUUGGCAUCGGAUGAUUCUCUGUCGACUUUGGCUAAGGCUAGCUUUGCGGAAAUUUGCAAAAGUCCUCAAGUGAACAAGCUGAUUAUGAAUGAAAUCAGCCAAGAGGCCAAGAAGAAUGGAUUGAAUGGAAUUGAAACACCUAGGGCGAUUCAUUUGGAUACUGAACUCUUUUCGGUGGAGAAUGGAUUGCUCACGCCCACAUUCAAGCUAAAGCGCCAACAAGCUAGGGACAAGUACGAGAAACAAAUCGAGGAAAUGUAUGCGGCCAUGCCAAAACCAAGGAGUAAGAUUUAA
Molecule: messenger RNA, 2040 nt
Organism: Cylindrotheca closterium
Lineage: Eukaryota; Bacillariophyta; Bacillariophyceae; Bacillariales; Bacillariaceae
Source: the annotation of a GenBank genome assembly